Molecule: messenger RNA, 3929 nt
Organism: Paramuricea clavata
Lineage: Eukaryota; Metazoa; Cnidaria; Anthozoa; Malacalcyonacea; Plexauridae
Source: the annotation of a GenBank genome assembly
AUGCACAAUGGUGUAAGAGAAACACUUUGCGAAAUUCGUUCAGAACAUUGGAUUGCGAAGGGAAGACAAUUUGUCAAGAAGAUUAUUGCAAAAUGUACUACGUGCAAGAGAUACGAAGGAGGAACUUAUCAAAUACCACCUCAACCAUCAUUACCAGAUUUUCGAGUUUCUGACGAUUUUGCCUUCACGCGAAUCGGUGUGAACUUCGCGGGUCCCGUUUAUGCCAAACCAAUCUUCUCAAAAGGUACGAAAUCACCUGUUUUUAAGACGUAUAUCUGUCUAUUUACGUGUGCCUCGUCACGAGCAUUACAUCUCGAAUUGGUUCCAGAUCUAUCUACAAAGGCAUUUAUUCUCUGUUGACAGUGAUUCAUGUCCAGAAGAGGUAUCCCAAAAAUGUUUAUUUCGGACAAUGGAAAAACCUUUAAGGCAAACAAGCUAGCAGAAUUCGCAACCAGAAAUAACAUCAGCUGGAAAUUCAACAUUGAGAGAGCCCCUUGGUGGGGAGGAUUUUUUGAAAGACUUGUGAAAUCGGUGAAAAGGUGCCUGAGAAAAAUUGUUCGAAGAGCUAGAUUGACGUACGAGGAAUUGGAGACAGUCUUAGUGGAGAUAGAGGGCGUUAUCAACAGUCGUCCACUGACGUAUGUGUAUAGUGACGAAGUUUGUGAAGGUCCGUUAACACCUUCGCAUUUAGUUAUGGGUCGUCGCCUUCUCAGUCAAGCACCUGUCGUGAGAGAUGAGACUGAUACUCCUGCGGGUAAUGGAAGUCUGUCGCGUCGCGCAACUUAUUUGAAGAAAUUAUUAGAACAUUUCUGGAAAAGAUAGAGUCGCGAGUAUUUGUUAGAGCUUAGAGAACAUCAUCGUGUCAAAGGAGUUGGAAGAAGUGCGAAAGCGAAUUCCAAGGAAGGAGAUAAAGUUUGCGUGUACGUAGAGAAAACUCCAAGGAAUCUAUGGAGAUUGGGAAAGGUCGUAAAACUUUUCAAAGGAAACGAUGGUCAGGUUAGAGCAGUUGCACUCCGAAUAUGGAACAAAGGAAAAGAAACAAUAACGUUGCAGCGACCUGUUCGAAAAGUAUAUCCAGUCGAGGGAUCUCGCAUUGACGAAACUACAAGUGUUCCAGUAAGAAGGUCAGAACGUGUUGCAGCUAUCGAAGCCAGGAAGCAGCAGAGCAAACAUGGACGAUAAGUACUUGUUUGUUAUCGCAGAUACAUUAUACUGCGAUCAUUGUUGACAUUAUUAACUGACGUGCGUCAUUUAAUCGGGGGGGAGUGUAUAUGAAAUUAGACGUUAUAGUUACCCGGGCAUUUAGCUCCAGGGGUCUUUUGCACGGGGUUUUUUAUAGCGAGCACAUGGAAAUUUAGUUGUUGUUCUGUUUUUGUACAAUUAUAGUUUUUAUUUUAAUCUUUCGUACAUCUUAUGACGUCACACGGCUUCAAAAUGGCGGCGGGAAAGUUUGCACGCGAUAACCAACUUCAGAGGCCAAAUUUGACAACUUCUAGGCAUCGCAUGAUCGUCAAAUAUAUAUGAAAAUACUACCAAAGGACCGAAAUGUUAUUUCAGCUGAUAAACUAGGUCCAAAAAUUCGUUGCAGUAGCACUGUUUAAACUUUUAUUUGAAUAUUUGAACUUUAGAUGUGACAUAAUAAUAACUCACCCGUAAUCACGUCAGCACUAAUGAGGAGGGGGGGGGGGGCGUGCUUUUUGCGUAGAAUGUCGUGGAUGAAAUAAAUUGGCGCACGCGCUUAUAUUAUUACCGUCGUUCAACAAACAAUUGAGCCACGAUUGUAGAACAACAGUUCCAAAGUUUCACAUUUGAUUUUGAUAAUCAUUUUAAUAAACUCUGGAUUUAUGUUAUCUGCAAUUACAGAAUUGUCUUGCGGGACAAUAUUCUCCUGCCUUUCGUGAGUAAAAUCUGACAGUUUUUGAAUGAAUUUUAUCCAACUAUAUACGCUUGUUGGAGUUAAUGUUCCAACAACAUGUUGAAAAAUUGCUUCUAUCUUCUAUACGUUACAAUAUAGCCCCAUUUUUUGCGUUUUAUUGAUCAAAACUGUACAACGUCGAAUACACAAUUGACACGGAGGUUAGCGUAUUGAAUAAGCAGUUUAAUUGUAGAAUGUGAGAGUAACUCGUUUUUAACUUGCAGUAAUCAAAAUGGCGGAACUGCUCUUCAUGAAGCGGCGCAUUCUGGAUCGCUACCCACAGUUAAACUUCUCGUUAAGCAUCUGCCAAGUCUUUUAAAUGUCAAGAAUCGAAAAGGAGAGACCCCUGCAAGAAUUGCAGCAAUCCAAAACCAACACAGUGUACUGAAAUACCUUUAUGAAGUAGGAGUAAAACCUGAGGAUGAAUUAAUUGACGAGGUUUUAAUGAAAGAUAUUUUUGAUCCCCCUAAUCACGCUGAUGUUGACACAUUUAUAAUCGUGGCUGAUGAAAUUCUGAAAUCCUCUGGAAGAGAAGGGCUGACAAAGGUAGAAUUCAGCAAUAUAUACUGUUUAUGUUUAUUGAGUUUCUCACAAGCUUGCGAGCGGAUCUUCCAGUAGGCUAUUGCCCAUUGAUAGGCGUCCGUGGUACCUAUGAUCUUAACAUUACUUAUAGUGUUUGUAAAACCACAGUAAAUGACUCAAUAAUUCAUUUUGUACUCCUAGUUAUAUUAAUAGUUUUGUGUUUACAAUUGAUUGAACAAUUCACAAAAACAUGUGCGUGCACAAUAAAUUGCUUAAAACAAGAAAGUUGUCCUGCACUCAAAUUUGUUGGAAUGAUGCAGAUACUUUUAUUGGCAAGAUAUAUUAUACAGGUGUAUAAAAAAACUGAACACUGGGUGAAAAACGUGUUGUGUGUUUAGUUGCUGCACGAAAAUUUCUGACAAUUUGCUUCAGUUUAAGUCUUUUAACUAUUCACACAAAGUUACAUUUUUUUCCUAAAAAAUCAGCCUUUUGCAUGCUUAAUUAAUGCGUUUGCCUAAUAUGCAAAUUAGGUAAUGGCAUUAAUUAAGAUGCGAAAGGCUGUUUUUUUUAGGAAAAAAUAAAUAAUUAAAGGUUAAACUAAGCAAAUUGUCUGAAUUUUUGAACCGUAAUUAAAAACCCAACAAAUUUUUCAUCAUUAAUUCAAAAUACGAUUAAAUCAUUUAAAUUUCGUUCCCAAGCCAUUUUUUAAUUUCUUGGAAAAACACACACCCCUGGUUUACAUAAUUUGAGUUUGAGAAUUUUUUUUCAUUCUACAUUAUAAGUACCCAAACUAUAUACAUCAAAAACUGGAUACUAAUAGUUGUCUUGCGAAAUUGAGAGCAAUUUCAAAUCUGUUCGGGGUUUUUUUAUACACCCUGUAGUAAUUGCAUAGAUAAACAAAAUUAUGGUUUGAAAACGGAUGGAAUUGGUGGAAUAAUUCUGUCCAGCACGUUUGUAUGUGCAUUAUAUUUUCAUAUAUUGUAAUGGAAAUUUUAUUUCUUCCAAUGUUUUAAAUGUUCUGUAUCCGUUUGUGAUUAAGUAGAGUUGUUAUGUGUGAAAUGGUUAAUUAAAAUCACCAAAACAAAUUAAUAUAACCAUUAAAAUGCUGAAGAUGGCACUUUACCAACUCUAGAAUUUAAACAUAUUUCCUGGGGAGCAUAUCCCGGACCCCCCUAAAAGAUAAUUGUAUUAUGUUAUGCAUGGAUAUUGUGGGAGUCUAAAUAUAUUUUCAUAUAGAAAAGAAACAUUAUUCGAACUAGCGAAAGGUCAAAUUGCUUCGCCCCUCCUGGGACUUUUUCGGUCGCCCUUGACCAGAAUCCCUGGCUACAUCACUGAUGCAUGAUCAACAGUUUCAUAAGAUAAUCAUUUUUUCCUUAGGCAAUCCAAAUUCACACAAAAUGGUUGCGGGUAGAGAGGGCAGCUGUGCAUAUUUUGAAUCAAUAUAUCUACAAAGAUAAUGACCUUUACAUCUAUGAUUUCUCUCCGUUGAAAG